Molecule: messenger RNA, 2751 nt
Organism: Exserohilum turcica Et28A
Lineage: Eukaryota; Fungi; Ascomycota; Dothideomycetes; Pleosporales; Pleosporaceae
Exons: 2
Coding region: 1-2751 (916 amino acids)
Source: RefSeq, a predicted model, not a curated record
AUGACUAAUGAGCUCAAGGCCGUCGAUCCAGGGCGCGAGACGCCUCUUCCGCAGUAUGAACAGACGCAGUCGCUGCCUUUUACCUUGAAACUUCAAGAAGAUGCUCGCAACCCAGGCCAAUUCCAACUCGUUUUGAACGUUGGUUCCAACCUACAGGCACCAGAUGGGAUACGCUUGAAUGCACCAGUGGAGCCUCAACAUCAAACCACUAGCGCUUCCACGAGCGAUGCGAAUCCCAAGCCACAGUCAGCAAGUCCACCUACGACUCCGCUUUCGGAAAAGCAGGGUUGGGCUGAUUUGGACCACGUACCACCUGAAUUUCUUCAGAAAGUUGUACCAGACUGGAACGUGUCAUUCUCUCGAAGUGAUUCGACCGUGUCCACGCAGUCAAAGCGUCUGUCAGAUAUCAAAGCCAGGAUCAAGAAGAAAGGGAAAGGCUACGUAGUGCGGCUACUAAAGGGAUCUGCGACGGAUUUGGAUGAGAUUGCAGAAGUAGAUUUGGGCUCACAGACCACCAAAGCCCAGACGAACAACGUCCACGAGCUUGAUUCCGCGACUUUGCCAGCUGAACUUUGCUCUCUCCCAUCGCCUGCCCCUUCCACUCACAUCAGUCUUGCCGAUAGACCUGAUGUCUUUGAGAUUGGAACCUCAAACGAAGAUGGCAUCAUCACGGUACAAAACACUGCCACUCCUAGGUCGGAUCCGAAUCAUCCGACACAAUCUAGAGUUUUGACGGGAAGCAGCUUGGCACGGAACUCAGUCGCAGAAGACGGUAUGAGUGAUGCAGAAACUUUGAUUCCCGAUAUCCGCUCAAUGUAUGAUCGCGCAGAUGGAGAGCAAACAGAUUCCGAGCCCCUUUCUCAGCCUAGGCCGAUUGCCCCCAGCAGAUCGGGCUCGGUCUCCAGCAUAGUGAAGACACCAACCCGCGGCCUUUCACUCAUUGGUCCUGUGAGAAAGAGAGUUGAGAAGAGAACACGUCUUCGAACGAAUUGCCGAACAACGCAGCUGGAGCUUAAGCGCUCAGAUGCCCAGAAAUCUGUAAAACGUCGCUCUGCUUCAACUACCACUGCGACUGACAAUUCGUUUGCUGAGGUUUACCUGAAGUCUGCAAAUUUGCGACAACGUGUUCGCCCAGCACCUCACAAAUCCAAUGGUUAUGAUCAAACAUCCGAUGAAUACGAGACAUGGCAGCAUCCAGUUCGACACAAUAGUGGGUUUAGACCGCGACACCUUCGUCAAGUAUCGGCAGACGAUCUACAGUUACCUGCAAGGUCCAAGUACGGGCUACGGUUGCAAACGAACGUACCCAAAACUAAAUCUGCACACGUAUCACCAGUAACCCAAAGGAAGAGUUCGCCGAGGACGAGAAGACUAAAAUCCUCGUCAAAUUCGCCAAUUGAUGCAGGCGAUACUGACAUGCCAUCUUCGCCUGAGUGGCAGGAAGAAAGUAACUCGGAUGAGCUCCAAGCAGCUUUGAGGAGGGCUUUGAAUAAGCUUGUUCCGGACCUGGAUCCUGGAGACCAAGGUGCUGAUACCAAGGACAUUCCUGUGCCCCAGAUUAUUGAACCCAUAGACGAAGUGCAUGUUGGCGAAAUACCGCUCCCAUCGGAAAUCGAGAUUAGGUCAGCACCUACUGGUGUGCGCCACCCGACGCUAAUGUAUUGGGGUCUUGCACUUAGUGCGCUGUCAGACAAGGUGUAUGAAGGAUUCAAAUUGCUUCGAGAUGCGGUUGGUCCUGAGCGGCCUGUUCCAAAAGGAUAUGUUCGUGUUCGCUGGGCUUGUUCGUGUGGAGAGUCACUGUAUGAUGAUUUUAUCGAACAGCGGCCGAAUGCAGCUCGUCUCCUUGAAGCUUACCUAAACCGCCCAAGAGCUCACACUCCAUCAAGUCACAGCAGCCCAAGCAGCACCGUAUCGUCCAUGGCCUCUAUCUUCGACUCUUCCAGUAGAGCUUCAACACUAGCAACACCAUCAUCCACAUAUGGUGGUCCAGCCUCUUGGACUAGAGGCAAUGACUCUUCUAAGUACAGCCCAUCCCGUAUACGAAAUGACAGUUCGUUUAGUGUCCGUAUGCCCAAUUUUGCUCAGGAAUCGUGGCUUCUCACGUGCGCAAACGAGGGGCGCCUUACACCCAAGAUUGUGCAUCUCGAUGUCAACGAAGGCCGCAUCAGGAGUGACAAAGAUCUAGCGCUUUCUCUGCGGGAGCACUACGACCAGCUCCAUCGCGGAUUUUUGAACUGGACUCGCUUGCGUGGACUGGCAACCAUCGAAUUUGUACAAUUCGAAGUUCACCGCAACCGUUUUGCUGAUAUCCGCGCCACGCCAUCCAUGCCUCCAAAGUCUGCAACCUCUUCAGCAUCGACAAGUGCCGAGGCAGGAAACAGCCAAGCGCCAUCUGAGCAUCCGUAUACGUUUGAGCCCAACGAUCUUCUGCCUCCUGUUGGCAGCACCUAUCUCGUCCAUCUCUUCCAGCAUCCAAACGACUAUGACGGCGAGCUCAUCACAUAUCUUCGUAGUCCGAAGCGAAGACAACGGCUAGAGUUUGGUAUGGGUUGGGGUGUCCAUCUCGUAGAGGGCUUCCUCGCGCAGCGUGUCUGGGCGGUUACGAUGGGUAUCUGUGGUUUGGGUAGCGCGGCAUUUGCCAUUCUAUGGACAAUUAAGAAGGGCGAUAUCCAGGGCGCAUUUGGAGUUGCGCAAUGGGUGUUGGGCAUCGCAGUACUGGCAGUCGGUGGCAUCCAAGCAUGGCUAGAGUAA